AUGGCCUACCUGCUACUGUACAUCGACGACAUCAUCUUGACGGCCUCCACCGCUGGUCGUCUUCGACAGCUCACCGACAGUCUUCGCGCUGAGUUCGCAUUGAAGGACCUCGGCUCGCUCCACUACUUCCUCGGCAUUGAGGUUGUCCGGCGUGCGGACGGGUUCUUCCUUCAUCAGCGGAAGUAUGCCCAUGAGCUUCUCGAGCGUGCAGGGAUGCUUAACUGCAACCAUGCACCUACUCCUGUCGACACGAAGGCCAAGCUUUCGGCCACUGAUGGGUCGCUGGCUUCCGACGCGCCGUUCUACCGCUCCAUCGUCGGUGCUCUCCAGUACUUGACGUUGACACGUCCGGAGCUCCAGUACGUUGUGCAGCAGGUGUGCUUGCAUAUGCAUGAUCCUCGGGAUGCUCAUUGA
Messenger RNA from Lolium perenne, 414 nucleotides. RefSeq lists its product as uncharacterized. The record is from RefSeq and is a predicted model, not a curated record. Lineage: Eukaryota; Viridiplantae; Streptophyta; Magnoliopsida; Poales; Poaceae.